Pongo pygmaeus (Bornean orangutan) is the source of this 199-nucleotide messenger RNA. RefSeq names its product metallothionein-1B-like. Gene Ontology annotation, biological process: intracellular zinc ion homeostasis; detoxification of copper ion; cellular response to zinc ion. Gene Ontology annotation, molecular function: metal ion binding. Gene Ontology annotation, cellular component: nucleus; cytoplasm. Bases 1 to 183 code for a protein of 60 amino acids. Lineage: Eukaryota; Metazoa; Chordata; Mammalia; Primates; Hominidae. The transcript has a single exon. The record is from RefSeq and is a predicted model, not a curated record.
AUGGACCCCAACGGCUCCUGCACCACUGGCGGCUCCUGCGCCUGUGCUGGCUCCUGCAAAUGCAAAGAGUGCAGAUGCACCUCCUGCAAGAAGAUCUGCUCCUGCUGCCCUGUGGGCUGUGCCAAGUGUGCCCAGGGCUGCAUCUGCAAAGGGGCAACAGAGAAGUGCAGCUGCUGUGCCUGAUGUGGGGACAGCCCUG